AUGUCUGCUGAAGAAAAGACCAGAGUGUCGGGCGACAUCGCUCGCUCCGACAGCUCUCCUGUCCUUCCCACCGUCAACCCUCUGGCCGACAAGCCCGCGCCUGCAAAGGCCUCCUUCCACCCCGUCUUCUACGUUGUCACAUGGAUUGGCUUCAGCUCUUCCGUCAUUCUGUUCAACAAAUGGCUCCUGGACACGCUCAACUUCCGCUACCCCGUUAUCCUCACGACCUACCACCUCACCUUCGCCACCGUCGUCACUCAGAUCAUGGCCCGCUGGACGACGAUGCUCGAUGGCCGAAAGACGGUUAAGAUGACGGGUCGCGUGUACCUGCGAGCCGUUGUGCCAAUUGGUGUCUUCUUCAGUCUGAGUCUGAUCUGCGGCAACCUGACCUACCUGUACCUGUCGGUUGCCUUUAUCCAGAUGCUCAAGGCCACCACGCCCGUCGCCGUCCUGAUUUCCGGCUGGGCCCUGGGCGUGUCGCAGCCGAACCUGAAGCAGUUCCUCAACGUCUCGGCCAUUGUCGUCGGUGUCAUCAUUGCCUCGAUGGGCGAAAUCCACUUCGUCGUCAUUGGUGUUGCCUACCAGAUUGCCGGUGUCAUCUUCGAGGCCCUCCGACUCACCAUGGUCCAGCGUCUGCUGAGCUCGGCCGACUUCAAGAUGGAUCCCCUCGUGUCCCUCUACUACUUUGCUCCUAUUUGCGCCGUCAUGAACGGAGUGGUCGCCCUGAUCUGGGAGUUCCCCAAGGUCUCCAUGGCUGAGGUGUACAACGUCGGCUUCUUCACCUUCUUCCUCAACGGUCUCUGCGCCUUCAUGCUCAACGUCUCCGUCGUGUUCUUGAUUGGCAAGACCUCUGCUGUCGUCCUCACCCUCUGCGGUGUUCUCAAGGACAUCAUGCUCGUCGUCGCCUCCAUGAUGAUCUGGGGCACCCAGGUGACUGCCCUCCAAUUCUUUGGCUACUCCAUCGCCCUCGGCGGCAUGGUGUACUACAAGCUCGGCUUCGAGGCUAUCAAGGGCUACGCCGGCGAGGCCGGCCGCCAGUGGGCCGAGUUUGGCGCCCGCAAGCCCAUUCUCCGCAAGCUGUCCAUCAUCGUCAUGGCGGUCAUGUUCAUCUUCUGCGUCUUCGGCGGCCUGGCUCCCACCUAUGCCCCCGAAUACGACCCCUCCAAGCUGGCCUCUGAAGUGAGCAGCCACUUCAAGGGCAACCCUGCCGCCGCCGCCGCUGCGCAGGGAGCCGAGUAA
Trichoderma citrinoviride is the source of this 1239-nucleotide messenger RNA. Its product is annotated as triose phosphate/3-phosphoglycerate/phosphate translocator. Bases 1 to 1239 code for a protein of 412 amino acids. Gene Ontology annotation, molecular function: antiporter activity. The transcript has 4 exons. Gene Ontology annotation, cellular component: trans-Golgi network; Golgi apparatus; endosome. NCBI's taxonomy places the organism in Eukaryota, Fungi, Ascomycota, Sordariomycetes, Hypocreales, Hypocreaceae. The record is from RefSeq and is a predicted model, not a curated record.